GCAAAGCUAAUUCGCUCCCCCCGAAGAAAGCCGCUCAAACAUUUCUUGGGAAAAUUGUAACUGGUGACUUCCUUUACUCUCUCGUGUGUGUGUGUGUUUGUAGGUGUGUGAGUGUGUGUUUGUGUGUGUCUGUGCUCUGCUAGUCAGCACAGUGUGUGGUACAAGGGAAAAUUCGUUCAGUGCGUAAGGCGUGAAAAAUCAUUCCAUUGCCGUUGGGCUUACUCGCUCCCAGCGCUUUGUGGUGCGUUCACGCUCUCGUGUGUCUGUGCUCCGUGACAUCAUCAUCAUCACCGUCAUCGCCAUCAUCACCAGCAGCAGCAUCAUCUGGGCGCGUUUGCAUCCAUCGGCGGUGGUGUGUAAAAGAGUAGUAGGCCGUGCCGAAGUGACCGGUUGAUCAAAUCGUGCAGAAGCGUUACGAAUUUAGUGAAAAGUUUGUAUUUUAGAAAAAACUGUUUUCAACCACCAACACACUACUCACGGGUGAACAAGUGAAGAAGCUGCGGCAGACAAGCGAAUCAUCUGACCGAUUGCAGUUGUAUUAGUGAAGCUGUUAUAGACUUCAGAGAGCGAGAAGGAGAGAAGAAAAGAGAGUAAGAGCACGAAAAUCAGCUGAAAGCGCAUCAUCAGAUGUGGUGGCGAGUAUUGUACGGUCCAAAACAGUUACCUGCUCCAACAUUAGAUCAGUCGGCGGAAGCUGUGAACAUCGUUCGACAGACAAAACAUACCGCAACCGUUUCAAUUUGUCGUCGUUAAGUGGGGAAAGAAUUUAUUCUCCUCCCAGCACGAAGUAUUAGGACGGAGGUUCGCCCGGAAGCUACAGGCGCUCAACGACAUCGCAAACGAACGGAGUGCAAUCAUUUGUGAUAUUAAUAUUUACCUAUUUAUUACUACUGCAAAGCUCUGCUGGUCUAACUGGCCUCUAGUGAGCCGCGACGGUGUUCGAUUGUUGGCAGUGUGUUGUGAAGUUAGCGUGAAGUGAUAUUGUAACGAAAUCGGUGACUAAUUGUGUAACAAAACAAAACAAACAAACAAAAAACCAUUCCAAAAUCAUGGAGUUCCGCUUCAACAUGCAUCCCCUGUUCCGGGCACGGAUUGUUCGGAUAAAUAACUCGCUGCUGCCGACCGGCUUCGUUGCACAGUCCCGCCGCGUUGCACUCGAUGCCACGGCACAGAUUUCGGAGAUCAUUAACACGAUCGGCUCGAUGUCGGCACAGGCACAGGGGCUUUCCGUUCCGGUAACGACCGCCCAAAAGCUGCGCAACUCGGACCAUCACAUCUAUCUGAUGUUUGAAUCGAACGACAGAAAUGGUUUCGUCGUCGGCAUACUGAAGGUGGGCCGCAAAUCGCUGUACGUGUUUGAUCCGUCCGGCGAGACGGUCAACGUGACGGCACCGUGUGUGCUCGACUUUUACGUGCACGAGUCCCGCCAGCGCGGCGGUCUUGGGCGCGAACUGUUUGAGCAUAUGCUGCGGGAGGAAAACAUACAGCCGGACGAGCUGGCGAUCGAUCGGCCGUCCGAGAAGUUGCUCGGUUUCCUGCAGAAGCAUUACGGACUGUCCAAGAAGAUUCCACAGAUGAACAACUUUGUCGUGUAUGAAGGCUUCUUUGCCAGCAAGGCCCAAAACUCGACCGACAUCGAUGGUCGUCGCAUGCACAUCACUGCUAGUCCUAACACGAACCUGUUCGGGCCAACGUUUACCACGACGGAGGAGAGGCGUCGUUCCACCUCGCAGACCCGAACGAACGUCGCGCCGAUGCCGAUCAUUGCCCAACCGCCGGUCGGUCGCUAUGCGGCCAAGCGGCCAACAUGCAGCAUGGCACAGAUAAUUCACAACAGCCCCACAACAGUUUCUACGGAACCGAACAGCACCGCUAACGCUAACGCUAAUGCUGCUAAUGGACACGCUGCCGGUAACGGUAGCAAUGGGCAUGAGGCCGAGGACGAUGCCGCUCAUCAGCACCGGUACGAGACGGACUCGAUCGAGGGCGGCGGCGGCGACGGUGGCGUCGGCGAGGAGCAGGAGCUCGAUCAACGGUUGGCCGACGAGAUGGAGCGCUGCGUCGAGCUCGGUGCCGGUGGUGAUGAGCCGGACGCCUCGCGCUACACGCCGCACCACGGGCUGGAGGUCAAGUUUGCCGACCAGCCGGAAACGCUACCGUACGACGAUAUGCCCGAGCCCGGUCCCGACCCGGAUCCGUACGAUUUCCAUCCGCACCAUCUCGAGCUGCACGACGACACGGAGGGUGGUGGUGGUGGUGGCUCGCACCGGGACCAGUCCUUAUCGCCUCAAUCUGUCAGCCAGCAGGCGUCGCCGGUGCAUCCGGCCGGCAGCGACUACGGCGUGCUGGGCAGCAGGAAGCCGGCCCGCUACACCAAGCAGAACACCGGGCUGAAGAACAUCUCGUUCGGCGUCGGGGCGGCGGUCAUGCCGAGCGGCAAGAUGGAGUUCGACCAGGAGGAGAACGAGGGCUUCGGCUCGGUCAAGAUCAACCGGCCGAUCGGGAAGUCGGGCACGCGGGGCAGCCUGCACGAUGACAACGAGUCGGUGCACUCGAACGGCAGCCAGCCGGGUGGGGGCCACUUUGAUCUCAAGUUUUACCACAACAAGCUGUGGUAAAGUAAUGGUUACCGAUGGGGAUGGCGAAGAAUGGUGUGGCGUGGUUUGCAGUGAAGUAGCCUGCUCACAGUAGAUCCUAAAGAGAGAGAGAGAGAGUGAAAGUAAAGAAGUAGUUAGAAGAGUGGUUGGUAAAAAGCACAAAUGCUAAGAUCGAACCGAUUGUAAUGGUUAGCAGAUGAUCUUCCUGAUAGCUUCCUGCUGCUU
Molecule: messenger RNA, 2822 nt
Organism: Anopheles merus
Lineage: Eukaryota; Metazoa; Arthropoda; Insecta; Diptera; Culicidae
Product: alpha-tubulin N-acetyltransferase-like
Exons: 9
Coding region: 1050-2618 (522 amino acids)
Biological process (GO): alpha-tubulin acetylation
Cellular component (GO): microtubule
Molecular function (GO): tubulin N-acetyltransferase activity
Source: RefSeq, a predicted model, not a curated record